GGAGAAACUCACCUGCUGCGUCAUGCGCUUAUAAAUAUACGUUACUGACACGAUAGAUGGUCACAGUUGUGUUAGCGCCUCAAACAUGAAGAAAACCUUCACCUCAGAGCAAAUAUCGGACUGGUUCACCUCGGGGACCACGUUCGCCAACAUUAAACUCACAGAAGAAGCUGCUGACAGAAACUCCGACGGUCCGGGGUCGUCGAAAGAGUCCAGCCCAGAAAAAGUUCUUGAUGAGAGCAGCUUGAAAAAUGUGAACUCAGAUGGAGGAAAGCUCCAAAAACAUGAACCUGCAAGAUGUGCUGCUCCUCCUCCUCCUCUCACUAGCUACGAGUAUCCAAACCUGCCCAUAACCAAAAACAGACGGGAGCUGAUUUCCCUCAUAGAAAACAACUCUGUAGUGAUUAUUCGCGGAGCCACAGGCAGUGGCAAGACUACCCAGCUGCCACAGUACAUUCUGGACCAUUACACUGAGAAAAAUGCCUCGUGCAACCUUGUGGUCACCCAGCCACGCAAAAUCGGAGCCACCAGUAUUGCUCGAUGGGUUGCCACACAGCGGAAGUGUACCCUGGGAAGUCUGGUUGGAUAUCAGGUUGGGCUGGAGAAGAUGGCUACUGAGCAUACCCGACUAAUCUACAUGACCACGGGAGUGCUCCUGCAAAAACUGGUUUCAGCCAAGUGCCUCACAGAGUACUCCCACAUUUUUGUAGAUGAGGUUCAUGAGCGUACAGAGGAGAUGGAUUUUCUCCUGCUGGUUUUGAGGAAACUCCUUCAUUGCAACUCUCGUUAUGUCAAGAUAAUCCUCAUGUCGGCCACAAUUAACUGCAGACAGUUUGCCGAGUACUUUGGCAGCCCAGUUCGUGGCAAAAUGAACCCUGCCUAUGUGUUUGAAGUGGAGGGGGCACCCUAUGCUAUUGAGGAGUUUUACCUGGAUGACAUCAACAACAUGUUACCACACAGGAUUGAGUCACCUCAUCCAGAUGACCCGAACAUCUCAACAGAGAUGUACAAUGUUGCCAUCAGCCUUAUUCACAGCUUUGACGAGAUGGAGGGAAAAGAUUUAAGUAGCAACACAGAGAAAGUGGGUGACAUGACUGUGUCGGAGAGAGGCAGCGUUUUGGUUUUCCUUCCCGGUUUACACGAGAUAAGCUACAUGCAGGAAGCUUUGACCAGGCUGGUUCACAAAAGAUUACAGGUGUAUCCUCUCCACUCCACUGUGACUCUGGAGGAACAGAAUGGUGUGUUCCUGUCACCUGUCCCUGGAUACAGGAAGGUGAUCCUUUCCACCAACAUUGCAGAGAGUUCUGUGACAGUUCCAGAUAUCAAAUAUGUGAUUGACUUCUGUCUGGCUCGUCACUUGGUCUGUGAUGAAGAGACCAAUUAUCAGUCUCUGCGUCUCACCUGGGCAUCCAAAACCAACUGCAAUCAGCGCAGAGGCAGGGUAGGCCGAGUGUCUAAAGGUUACUGUUACCGUCUCGUUACCAGAGAGUUCUGGAGGAAAGAGAUCCCAGACUACAUGAUUCCUGAGAUGCUGCUGGCUCCCUUAGCCAAAAUCUUGUUGAAGGUGAAGCUGUUGGACAUGGGAGAUCCCCGCUCCCUGCUCUCAUCAGCACUCUCACCCCCCAACCUUGGUGACAUAGUUAAGACAGUGCUCCAACUCAAAGAGAUGGGUGUGUUGUCAAUGGAAAAGAGAGGUUGUGAUCAAAAUGAAGAUGGCGAGCUGACAUUCCUGGGUCGAGUGCUGGCCCACUUACCUGUGGACCUGUACCUGGGGAAGAUGAUUGUCCUGGGUCAUGUCUUUGGCUGUCUGGAUGAAUGUCUCAUCAUAGCUGCCUCACACUCUCUGAAGAGUUUCUUUGCCAUACCGUCCAUGCAGCAGAUUGCCGGCCACAGGAGCAAGCUGGCCUUUGCCGGUGGGACACCAAGUGAUGCCAUAGCUUUCGUCAACGCCUUCAAGGCAUGGCACUCGUCAAAGAAGAAAGGACUGCUGAGACACCCAAAGGAUGAGCUGGACUGGGGAAGACAGAACUUCAUUCAGAUCAAGAGGAUCAAGGAGGUUGCAGAGCUUUACGAGGACCUGAAGAAGCGUGUGUCCCAGUUCAACAUGCACAUCCCGAAGAACACUGAAUCCUUAGACUACACCACCACACACAGGCAGAAGUUCAUCCUCCAGGUCGUCAUUGCUGGCGCAUAUUAUCCCAACUACUUUGUCCAGGCAGAAAUAGAUGAAGACCUGGCUUCCAGAGAGCUGAGUGGAUACAACCCCAGAACAACAGUGAUGGUGAGGAACCUCCCUCCGUACAGUUUCCUGUAUUACAAGCAGCUGCAGUCCCUUUUCCGCCUGUGUGGACUGGUCAAAACCAUUAACUUUGACAGCUCCAGAGCAUACGUGGAGUUCUACAGGACAUCCAAGAGCUCCGGGGUGCUGCCUGAAGUGUCUCUUGCUCUCCUCCUGGACCAUCUGAACCCUCCAAUGGAGCUCUCUGUCUACCCCAUAGAACAAAUAGAAAACUGUGCUGGGAACAGACACAUCACUCACAUGAGAUAUGCACGGGUGAAUGUAGACUUCCAGAGUCAGUCUGUGUCUCCGGUCGGAGUAGUGAGCAGCUCCAUUGACCCAGACAAACUUCCCCCCAAUCGCUUGUUUGUGGUGAACAUCACAGAGGUGAUGGAGGUGGGUAAUUUCUGGGGGUUCCAAGCAGACGAAGCCAGCUUAAAAAAGCAGCGCCACCUGACAGCGGAGAUUAACAUGCGUGCGCUGCAUCCUGUGUCUGUGUCGCUCUACCCCAACCUGCUGUGUCUGGCUCCUUACUGUGAGGUCAACGAGGAGAGCUUGUACUACCGUGCCAAGAUCCUGCACAUCUGUGGUAACAACGUGGAGGUUUUCUUUUUGGACUUUGGCAACACAGCAAUCGUUGCCUGCAACAGCCUCAGAGAGCUCCCACCUGACCUGCAGUCUCACCCUUUCCAGGCUCAGGAGUUCCAAGUCACUGGAAUGCGUCCUUCAGCCCAGUCCAUCAUUCUGGGGAACCAGUGGAGCAGCCGUGCCCGCAACCGCUUCAUCACUCUGGUGAAAGGUCAAUCACUCAUCGUGUCUCUGUACUCCGUCCUCCACGGUAUCAUGCGCGUGGAGCUGCUCAUCAACACAGAGACGACCAACACCAGCGUGGUGGACAUACUGGUGGAGGAGGGACACGCUGUGAAGGCCGAAGAGAGCUUUGAUUCUAAGCAAAACCACGAGUUACUGAUGUCUCUGUACAAGGACCUGGAGAAAGGUACGUACACCCCCAACUCUGCUGGCAGCUCCUGGAACGACCGCAAGAAAGAGGAGAAGGAGCUCAUAGGCAGCCUGCUUGCACACUUUUCCAAGAACUGUCAAGCCUAUUCCAGGACGAAGGUUUUUCUGCAUGGACCAAGAAGCCCUUACAGGAUAAACGUCCACAGCUUGAGCCACAAGAAUCACUACAAGACUGUGUCUGUUGCGAAGUCCAGCAUCAGCUCUUUGGUCCUGAAUGAAAACCCUCACUACAAACAUCAGAGGAUGCUGGUGGCCGGGACUGUGUCAGUCAACUCUACAGGUACUUGUAUCCUUCUGAGGGAUACGUCCCUGAUGCCAGACAUCCCUGGUCUGCCUGCACUCAUCGUGAUGCUCUUCACCCCAAUCAUGGAGCUGCGGACGAAUGAAGAGAGGACCAGCUACACUGGUGCCAUCUGUGGCUUAGGCUGCAACAGUGAAACACAACUACCCCUCCUACCUGAGCAUGACAUCGAACUGGCCUUCGAUGUCAAGUUUGACGUUGAGGACAUCACUGAGAUCAAUGCUUUGCGAGUGGCUAUGAACCGCCUGGUGUGUUCUGGGCCCAGUGGCACCCUGCAUCUGGGGCUGGACAGGAUCAGCCACCUGCAGGAGGACUGUCAGGACCUCCUCAUCAGACUGUUCACAAAGUCUCCACCAAGGGAAGCUGUCACUCCAGUUUUUUCUGAGAAAUUGGAAAAGUGGAACCAGGUGGAUCCUUCGCUGAGGAUGGAUAUUGUGGAGCCUGGAGGUGGAAACCCCGGAGGUGUUGUCUUCCAGCUUCAUCCUGUCAUUCUCCUCAACAGUUAAAGGGCAGUUGCAGGGUUGAAAUGAGUCUCACAUUGUUCUCACGUUGUUCUUUUAAUUUAAGUUCACGUUCAAAAGUGCUCGGCACAGAAGCUUUCAGUUUGACAGCAACCUCUCAGGAGUAGCCUAAUGACUGCUAAUGUUCAUUGAUAAGGUUCGUUCUGUCUACUUUGUGUUUCAACAGUGGGCCAUAAAGAAUAUAUGUCUGCAA
This is a messenger RNA of Mugil cephalus (flathead mullet), 4313 nucleotides long. It is a transcript of the gene tdrd9, whose product is annotated as tudor domain containing 9. Bases 86 to 4105 code for a protein of 1339 amino acids. NCBI's taxonomy places the organism in Eukaryota, Metazoa, Chordata, Actinopteri, Mugiliformes, Mugilidae. The record is from RefSeq and is a predicted model, not a curated record. The transcript has 35 exons. Gene Ontology annotation, cellular component: intracellular anatomical structure. Gene Ontology annotation, molecular function: RNA binding; ATP binding.